Molecule: messenger RNA, 1533 nt
Organism: Solanum tuberosum (potato)
Lineage: Eukaryota; Viridiplantae; Streptophyta; Magnoliopsida; Solanales; Solanaceae
Product: zinc finger protein ZAT2
Exons: 1
Coding region: 350-1369 (339 amino acids)
Biological process (GO): regulation of DNA-templated transcription
Cellular component (GO): nucleus
Molecular function (GO): transcription cis-regulatory region binding; DNA-binding transcription factor activity
Source: RefSeq, a predicted model, not a curated record
CACGCCACGCCACAGUCAAUGCCUCAGUUGAGAACGUGACAGUCAAUUUUCCACACAUUAGCAGUUUUAGAAUGACUCUUCCUAAUCCCUUCCCUCUCUUCCUCUUCUUCUUCUUCUCAUUUUCUAAUCUCUUUUCUCAUAUUAGUUACUUGUAAUUAUCUUUUCGUUUUUGAAGCUCAUGAAUUUUUUCUAUUUUUUUUUCUCGCCAUGACUUUCCUUUUCAGCUAAGUUACCUCUUUCUCAGCUCGUAGCUAACAUAAUUUUUUUUUAUAAUCAAUAAAUUUUACUGUUUAGCUACAAAAUUUGUCUGUUCGCUUGUUCUAGUUAAUUCAAUAAUUAUCAAGUUGGUAUGGGGACGUUAUGGAUAAAUCAGAUCUCGGAAAAGGAGGUGUUAGGAGAUGACAAAGAUGUUAUGGAAUUUGGAGAUGAAGAUGAAGAUGAGAUUAUUCCAAAAGAUAAUGAUGAUAAUAAGAAGAGGAUUUGUCGUGUGUGUAAGAAAGGAUUUAGUUCUGGUAAAGCAUUAGGAGGUCACAUGAGAAUUCACGUUCAGUCUUCGAAAAAGGAAAAAUCGAAACCACGAGGAGAAGAACAAGUGGAUGUAGAAAAUUGCAAUAAUGAUCAGUUGGUACCAAUUUGUAAAGUGUGUGGUAAGAUUUUUCCGUCGAUGAAAUCGUUGUUUGGGCAUAUGAGGUCUCAUCCUGAACGGGCAUGGAGAGGAAUUCUUCCUCCUCAUUUGAAAUCUAGCGAUGAGAUCGGAGCGAAAAAAACAGCUUCUGCUACUACUACUGUACCUGGAUGGUCAGUUACAGCUAAGCGAGGGAGAAAGCCCAAUGCUGAAGACGACGAACAAUUGCAGGAUGCUGUUCAUCAUCUUAUGCUGCUCGCCAACGGAGAUUCAAUUGAGUCUGGUGUUACUGGACAUGAUACUCUGGAAGAAUUGGAGAAAACGAACAGUAAUUAUUCUCUUACUUCCAAAGCUGAAAAUGAGGAAUUUGUUGCUCAAUUGGAGAUUAUUGAUAACAGGAAGAGAAGGAAGAAGAAGAAGACGAAGUUGAGGCAUCUGAAUUCUGUACAGGAUAGUCCAGCUUCAGUUACAGCAGCAACGCCUGAAAAAUUCAAGUGUAACACUUGUGGAAAAAGCUUCGCAACUCAUCAAGCACUUGGUGGACAUAAAUCAAGCCACAAUAAGUUGAGAAUCGUAAUUGAAGAUUCUAAUGUAGCUGCAAUCAGUGAAGAAGCAGCUGCUAGCAGCUCAAAGUUGUUGGCUGAUGGAGGAAGAAUUGUGGAUUUUGAUCUCAAUGAAUUGCCCUCUGAUCAUGAGGAUGAACUUGCUGGUAAUCCUGACUACUUUCCCUUUUUUUCUAUUUAACAAUAUAUAAGUCUUCAAGUUCGAGGUGUGGAAUCAAUCGACUCCUCAGGAUGCUUUCUGCACCAGAAUGCUAUUAUCGAUAGUACAUUAGUUUUAGUCUAUAUAUCAGUUUAAAUUUCUAAUCAUUGCAAAAAUACUUGGUAAUUAACCAUCUUGGUUACUUA